CGACUAUUACACGUCUUAACUGUAUUUCUCUGUUGCCUUUUUCUCCAAUCUUAACACACUACCCAUCAUCCCCUCUCAUAUUCCAGAACAAAUUCUCAGCUGUAAAACAACUCCGCCCAAAAUUCUCACUUUCUCUCUCCUCCAUUCUCUCCGAUCAAACAAACCCUAGAAAUCGUCUAAUUUUCAGAAAUGGCCUCGGCGGAAGAAGCUUUCAUGGAGGCGGUGGAGGAAGGAUUGAAGCUCUCAAAGAGGCUAUACUUCGGCAAAGACAGGUCAGUGGCGCCGCCGAAACCUUCGCCGCCGAUGUCGAAGAAUCCGAAUUUUUACCUUCCGACAGCUCCGAUGGUUUAUGCCGUAGUCUCCGACCCCGGAAUCGUCGAUAAUCCUGAUAUUCCGAGUUACCAGCCGUAUGUCUAUGGUAGAUGCGAUCCUCCUGCGUUGAUUCCUCUUCAAAUGAAUAACGUUUCAAUGGAGGUUGAUUGCUAUUUGGAUACGGUUUUCGUUAGGUUUUCUGGUGAAUGGCGAGUUCAUUGUGUCAUGGGAAGUAAGUCCUGUGAUUGUCGUCUCGCUGUUCCUAUGGGCGAGCAGGGUUCAAUUCUAGGUGUUGAGAUUGAUGUUCCGAGAAAGUCAUAUCAUACUCAAUUAGUUUCCAUAGAAGAUGAAAGGGGUAAAAAGGAACCAGGUGUUGAUGAUGGAGCAUUUUUAAGGCCCGACAUAUUUUUCUUGACAAUCCCACAGGUUGAUGGUGGAACUAAUAUUUCUAUCAAAAUAAGCUGGUCUCAAAAGUUGUUGUAUCAUGAUGGUGAGUUGUCUUUGUGCGUACCAUAUUGUUUUCCCGAGUAUGUGACUCCUGCAAGCAAAAAGAUACCACGAAGGGAGAAGAUACAGCUAAACGUCCAUCCAGGUGAUAGAAGUGAAAUUUUGUGCAAGACUAUUAGUCACCCUUUAAAGGAACGAAAACGACAAGUAGAAUGUCUUGCAUUCUUGUAUGAGUCAGAUGUUCUCACGUGGUCAAAUACAGAUUUCAGCUUCUCAUACAGCGUUCCUACAAGUUGUAUAUUUGGCAGUGUGCUCUUGCAGUCGCCAUCAAUUGAUGAUAUAGAUCAGAGAGAAAUGUUCUGCGUGCAUUUUCUUCCAGGAACCCAGCAAGGCAAAAAGGUUUUCACCAGGAAUAUUGUUUAUGUUGUUGACAUCAGUAGUAGCAUGGAAGGAAAGCCACUUGCGGCUACCAAGAAAUCAUUGUCUGCAGCACUCUCUGAGCUUUCUCCCGAAGAUAUGUUCAACAUAAUAGCUUUUAAUGGAGAGACCUUUCCUUUUUCGUCAUCUAUGAAGCUUGCCAAUCAGGAGACAAUCGAUAGAGCCAUACAGUGGAUGGAGGAUACUCUUCUGGUCGGGGAUGGCACCAACAUUUCUCUUGCUCUUGACAAGGCGAUGGAGAUGUUAUCAAAUACGCGUAAUGCGUUGCCAAUGAUUUUCCUGAUCACUGAUGGAGCUGUUGAAGAUGAGAGACGUAUAUGUAAUGUUGCAAAGAGUCGUCUGUCCAGUAUGAAACCCAUAUGUCCGCGCAUACAUACCUUUGGAAUUGGUAUAUAUUGUAAUCACUACUUUUUAAGAAUGUUGGCAAUGAUUGGGCAAGGCCAUUAUGAUGCUGCCUAUGAAGCAGAUUCAAUUGAGCCUCGUUUGCAGAAAUUAAUUACUAGAGCCUCAUCUACUGUAUUUGCAAAUAUAGCCUUUGAUACAUUAGAUGAGCUUGACAAUGCCGAGGUGCACCCAAUCAAUGUUCCAGAUCUUUCAUCAGAAAGCCCAUUGACAAUAUCAGGAAGAUACAGCGGAAAGUUUCCUGAAGUUGUCAAAGCAAGAGGCAUUAUCGCUGACAUGACCUGCUAUGAGAUGGAUCUGAAGGUUCACAAGGCCAAGGCAAUCCCUCUUGAUAAAAUAUUGGCCCUGCAGCAAAUUACUAUUUGCACAUCUAAAGCAUGGUAUUUGGAGGAUAAACAACUUGAGAAAAAGAUUGCAAAAAUGAGCAUUCACAAUGGCAUUGUCUCAGAGUACACAUCUAUAGCCUUAUUAAUGACUGAGACCCUGAACAAAGAGGCAGAAGCAGUUGCUAAGCAGAAGAAAACACCGAGCAAAACUGAAGCAGAAAAGACAGACCCUAAGCCGCCCCAAAGACUAAAAGUGUUGAAAAAUAUUGGCAUUGGGUUUGGAAAUGUGAAGGCAACCGCUAAAAACAUCUCUCCAGGUUUUAAUGAACCAAAACCACCAGAAGCAGCUGAAGUAUUCGCGAAGGCAGCCUCAGAUUGCUGCACAACGGCGUGUGGAUAUUGCUGUUGUAUGUGCUGUGUAGAGGCGUGUUCAAAGGUCAAUAACCAAGCCGCGGUUGUUUUCACUCAGCUUUUAGCAUCGCUAGCUUGUCUUGGUUGCAUUACAUGCUGUAUAGAAAUAUGCUGCCCGGGAAACGACAACUAAAUGAUACAGUUGAUGGGGUAAACUUCGUAGCAAUUAUAUUUAUACUUUUAGAAAUUUGUGUUUAUAGGCUUAUAGGGUCAGUUCUUAACUGUAAAUUACCAAAUCUACAAUUUUAUUUCCCUGUAAGUAAAUAUAUACACUUCCCACUUAUAUAUCUUAUUCAAUCUACUAUGCAAGUUACAUACGCAACAACAUUAUGUACAGGAAUUAGUUAUAAGUUAACCCCUCUUGUUUUGUGUUGAUUCUGAAAAUAA
Spinacia oleracea (spinach) is the source of this 2723-nucleotide messenger RNA. RefSeq lists its product as uncharacterized. Bases 190 to 2469 code for a protein of 759 amino acids. Lineage: Eukaryota; Viridiplantae; Streptophyta; Magnoliopsida; Caryophyllales; Amaranthaceae. The transcript is spliced from 13 exons. The record is from RefSeq and is a predicted model, not a curated record.